Molecule: messenger RNA, 2460 nt
Organism: Penicillium odoratum
Lineage: Eukaryota; Fungi; Ascomycota; Eurotiomycetes; Eurotiales; Aspergillaceae
Product: beta-glucosidase
Exons: 2
Coding region: 1-2460 (819 amino acids)
Biological process (GO): glucan catabolic process
Molecular function (GO): beta-glucosidase activity
Source: RefSeq, a predicted model, not a curated record
AUGAUAUCUCCUAAAGCCAUCCUUGGAGCUUGGCUUCUACUGUCCGUCCCAUCACUGGGAUCUGAGGUCUGUCAGACUCCUCCCGUUGACCACCCUGGUACUGCAUUCAGCUAUGUCCAGCCACUGAACACUACCAUCCUGGGUGUUGAUGGACACUCUCCUCCCGUUUUUCCUUCGCCGAAGAUUAAUGGCACUGGUGGCUGGGAGACGGCUUUGCAUAAGGCACGGCAGUUUGUGAGAAAACUCACAAUAGAAGAGAAGUCUGGAAUGGCAACGGGAGAACCUGGUCCUUGUGUUGGCAACAUCCUCCCCAUCCCACGUCUGAAUUUCAGUGGUCUCUGUCUACAAAACGGACCACAAUGUGUCGAAGAAGGCUCUUAUUCCAGUGUUUUCAUCAGCGGCGUUUCCGCUGCCGCAACCUGGGAUCGACAGUUGCUAUACGAGAGAGGCAAUGCAUUGGCAAAAGAGCACAAGGCAAAGGGCUCCCACGUCAUUCUGGGUCCCAUUGGUGGACCAUUGGGCCGCAGUCCCUAUAACGGUCGUACUUGGGAGGGCUUCGCCGCCGACCCUUACCUCACGGGUGUCUGCAUGGAAGAGACCAUCACUGGCAUGCAAGAUGCCGGCGUCCAGGCCAACGCAAAGCAUUUUAUUGCCUACGAGCAAGAGACACAACGCAACCCCACAUACGACCCCGAUGCCAACGCUACUACCUACGUUCAGGACUCGGUUUCCUCGAACUUGGAUGACCGGACCAUGCACGAGAUUUACAUGUGGCCGUUUGCGAAUGCGGUUCGGGCUCGUGUCGCUAGUGCCAUGUGCUCCUACAACCGUGUGAACGGUUCUCAUUCUUGCCAAAACUCCUACGUCCUCAACCACCUGUUGAAGACUGAGCUUGGUUUCCAAGGAUAUGUCAUGUCAGACUGGGGUGCCACCCACAGUGGAGUGGCAUCUAUUGAAAGUGGUAUGGAUAUGACUAUGCCUGGUGGAUUCACUGUUUAUGGUGAGCUAUGGACUGAAGGGUCUUUCUUCGGAAAAAACCUCACUUCGGCGCUGAAGAACGGUACUGUUGAUAUGGACCGCAUGGAUGACAUGAUUGUCCGCAUCAUGACCCCCUACUUCUGGCUAGGUCAAGAGCGACACUACCCCAGUGUCGACGCCUCCGUUGGCCCACUGAACGUGGACUCGGCCCCGGAUACUUGGCAGUAUGACUGGCAAUUCACCGGAUCAAGCAACCGUGACGUGCGAGGCAACCACAGUGCUAUGAUCCGUGCUCACGGCGCUGCCUCAACCGUUCUCCUGAAGAAUGAGAAGAAUGCCUUGCCCCUCCGCAAGCCUCGCAACCUGAUCAUCGCAGGAAACGACGCCGGUCCAUUGACACAGGGACAAGAUACCCUAGGAAACUACGAGUUUGGCGUUCUCGCCAAUUCAGGAAGCUCCGGUGCCUGUCGAUUCAGCUACCUAUCCAAUCCCCUAGAAGCGAUCUCUGCUCGAGCCCGCAAGGACGGCACAUUGGUUCAAUCCUACUUGAACAACACCCAAAUCGUCGAUACCGGCCUAUCAUCCCUAGCCAUCCCCCAACACCCCGACGCCUGUCUCGUCUUCCUGAAAUCCUACUCCGCAGAAGGUGAAGACCGCAGCUACCUCGAGCUAGACUGGAACGCAAACGCCGUGGUGGAAACCGUCGCCAAAUUCUGCAACAACACCAUCGUCAUCACAAAUUCAGGCGGUAUCAACACCAUGCCCUUUGCCGACAACGAGAACGUCACCGCAAUUCUCGCCCAGCACUACGCUGGCGAAGAGACCGGAAACGCAAUCGCAGAUGUCCUCUACGGAGACGUCAACCCCUCCGCCAAACUACCUUAUGUGAUCGCAUACAACGAGUCCGACUACAACGCCCCCAUAACCACUGCCGUGAAAACAAACGACACAUAUGACUGGCAAAGCUGGUUCAACGAAGAACUCGAAGUCGGAUACCGAUACUUCGACGCGCAUGAUAUUCCCGUACGCUACGAGUUCGGCUUCGGAUUAAGUUACACUACUUUCGACCUUCAGAACCUCAAGCCGAAAACGAAGCUAGCCGGUAACCUCACUGCUCUUCCUGAGAAACGACCCGUUCAGCCUGGUGGCAAUCCCGCUCUCUGGGAUACUGUGUACACACUCCAGGCUGAAGUUUCCAAUACCGGAGACGUCGGCGGAUAUGCCAUUCCUCAGCUCUAUGUUGAAUAUCCCGAUUCAACACCGGCUGGAACCCCACCAAGCCAGCUUCGUGGAUUCGAUAAGAUCUGGCUUCGAGCGGGACAGAAGAAGACUGUUACUUUCGAGUUGAUGCGCAGGGAUGUUAGUUAUUGGGAUGUUGUUGCCCAGGACUGGCGUAUUCCUACUGGAAAGUUCACCUUCAAGGCUGGGUUCAGUAGUCGGGAUUUCCGUUCUAAUUUGAACGCUACUCUGAUUUCGACUUAG